Molecule: messenger RNA, 1761 nt
Organism: Sclerotinia sclerotiorum 1980 UF-70
Lineage: Eukaryota; Fungi; Ascomycota; Leotiomycetes; Helotiales; Sclerotiniaceae
Exons: 6
Coding region: 1-1761 (586 amino acids)
Biological process (GO): transmembrane transport; carbohydrate transport
Cellular component (GO): membrane
Molecular function (GO): carbohydrate:proton symporter activity
Source: RefSeq, a predicted model, not a curated record
AUGGUUUUAUCCUCACCAUCUGACGAUCUGGCCGUACAUCAUUCGCGUACCGAUAAUACCAUGGGCAGCAUUCAUAAUCACGAUCGCAUUGAAAACAAUGAGAAGCCUCUUCACUUUCCAGAGGAUGAUCAUCUCAAUGUCACGUCAUCAACGAAACAGAUGAUUAAGGAUGCGAGGGCUUCUACGGAAAAAGAGCAUAACAUGACAUUGCUUCAGGGAAUCAAGUUGUAUCCUAAAGCUAUUGCAUGGUCACUUCUUAUCUCGACAUGUAUUGCUAUGGAAGGUUACGAUUUGUGUUUACUCAGUAACUUUUAUGCAUUUCCUCAGUUCAAUGAGAAAUACGGUGAGCAAUUACCCGAUGGAACAUGGCAGGUGCCAGCUAAAUGGCAAGCCGGAUUGAGUAAUGGUGCCAAUGUUGGUGAAAUUAUUGGUCUCUUCAUUAAUGGUUGGGUUUCGGAGAAAUUUGGAUAUCGAUACACGGUUAUGACGUGUUUGAGUCUCAUUAUUGCAUUCACGGCCAUUUUCUUCACAGCUAAAGAUGUCAUUGCACUAGAAGUUGCUGAGAUUCUCUGCGGUAUCCCAUGGGGAGUGUUCCAAACACUUACAGUCACUUAUGCUUCCGAAGUUUGUCCUCUUGGACUUCGUGGAUACCUCACUACCUAUGUUAACUUCUGUUGGGGACUGGGUCAAGUCAUUGGAAUCGGAGUUAUCAAAGCAAUGUUACCGCGCACGGACGAAUGGGCAUAUCGGAUUCCUUACGCUCUUCAAUGGAUGUGGCCAGUCCCGCUUCUGAUUGGUAUCUCACUUGCCCCAGAAUCUCCGUGGUGGCUUGUUCGAAAGGGAAGAAUUGAGGAUGCUAAGAAAUCACUUCUUCGAUUAACGAGUUUGAACAAGGAGACGGACUUCGACGCUGAUGAAACUAUUGCGAUGAUGGUCCAUACCACGGCAAUUGAGGAGAAAAUUACUAAAGGGGCUAGCUAUAUGGAUUGCUUUAGGGGAGUGGAUAGACGUCGAACUGAGAUCGUUUGCAUGGUAUGGGCAAUGCAAAAUUUGAGUGGAAACUCCUUCUCGGGUUAUUCUUCUUAUUUCCUCCAGCAAGCUGGUCUACCCACCUCAACAUCCUACGAUUUUGCUUUAGGUCAAUAUGGUAUCAACAUGGCCGGAGUAUUCGGAGCUUGGUUCUUGAUGAGUAUGGGAAUUGGCCGACGAUCCCUCUACCUCUACGGUCUCUGCAUCUUAUGCGCUAUGCUUUUCAUCCUUGGCUUUCUUGGUCUCGUUCCUGCAUCGCAUAAAUCCGAGGCAUCACUAGCUACUGGCUCCAUCAUGUUGGUGUGGGCAUUAGCUUAUCAACUUUCCGUUGGAACGGUUUGUUAUUCUUUGGUUUCGGAGCUGUCUACGAGAAGACUUCAGAUCAAGACAGUGGUCUUGGGUAGAAACUUAUACAAUGUCGUGGGUAUCGUUUGCAGUGUCAUUACGCCCUAUAUGCUUAAUCCCGGCGCUUGGAAUUGGAAAAAUUACGCAGGAUUCUUUUGGGGUGGAAUCUGUUUUCUUUGUAUCAUUUACACUUAUUUCCGUCUUCCAGAACCCAGAGGCCGGUCCUUCGCCGAACUUGAUCUUCUUUUCGAGAGAGGCGUUAGUGCGAGAAAGUUUUCAAGUACAAAAGUAGAUGUUUUUGAUGAUGAUGUCAGUGUGGAUAGUACAAGUGUGGUAAAAAAUUACGAUGAGAAAGCCCUCGCUGGCGUGGUCACGAAGGAUGUUUGA